Messenger RNA from Lycium ferocissimum, 654 nucleotides. RefSeq lists its product as uncharacterized. Bases 1 to 654 code for a protein of 217 amino acids. The record is from RefSeq and is a predicted model, not a curated record. NCBI's taxonomy places the organism in Eukaryota, Viridiplantae, Streptophyta, Magnoliopsida, Solanales, Solanaceae. The transcript is spliced from 4 exons.
AUGAGAAUUGAAAUUGAAAAUGAAAACACUGGGGCUAUAAGGACUGUUAAGGAGAAGCAAUGGGCUGAAAACAAUGAGGAAGAAGACAGGGUAAAAGAACAAGCUGGACAAAAGAAUAAGGUUAAUAUUAAAGGAAACAGUAAUGAAGAACAAAAGAACAAAGAGGGGAAAGCUGAUGCUAACAAGGAUGAUGAAAUAGAGAGGCAGAAACAGAAUAAUCAGACCAUACACAGUGACAAGCAGAAACAAGAGGAACAGGGAGAAAAUGUUGUUGUCCAACACAAAACUAUUGAGCAAGAUGAUGCAGUAGACACAAAAGGGCCAGCUCAGCAAGAAUGCCACAAUAGUGAGGGUAAACAGAGCAAAGAAGAAGAUAAUGCACCAGACAACAUGAUAGAAAUUAUAAUCAAAGAGAAGGUGCAUAUUGAAGAAAAAAAAAAGGAAACAGAUAGGCAACAUGUAUCUCAGCACAUAGAGAUACAAGACAAUGCAAAUUCAGGAGAAGAACAACCAAAAGAUAUAAUAUAUGAGGAAGAGGAAGUACCUGAAGAACCACCUGAUGGGAAAAAAGUUGAGGAGCAGCUAACAGCAUUUGAAUUCCAAGUGCAUCAGAUGGAAAAUUCUGCAAAAUCAAUUGAAACCGAAAACAUUUAA